Molecule: messenger RNA, 288 nt
Organism: Strongyloides ratti
Lineage: Eukaryota; Metazoa; Nematoda; Chromadorea; Rhabditida; Strongyloididae
Product: Cleavage stimulation factor 64 kilodalton subunit
Exons: 2
Coding region: 1-288 (95 amino acids)
Cellular component (GO): mRNA cleavage and polyadenylation specificity factor complex
Molecular function (GO): mRNA binding
Source: RefSeq, a predicted model, not a curated record
AUGGAAGGACAAGUAGCAACUGAAAUGCCACAUCAACCACAGAGAUUUUCUGUGUAUGUCGGUAAUAUUCCAUACAGUGCUAAUGAAAAUGAAAUUGGACGUUUUUUCUCAUCAGUAGGACAUGUUGUCAAUGUUCGUUUUGUUUAUGACCGUGAAACCAGAAGACCAAAAGGUUUUGGAUUUUGUGAUUUUUCUGAUAUGAAUGGAGCUCAAGCAGCUGUUCAAAAUUUGAAUGGUUCGGAUUUCAAUGGUAGAACUCUUCGCGUCAACUAUGCUAAUAAAUGUUAA